AUGACGUACACCGCACGAAGACCUGUCAUACCGACCUCCGUUGCAUCCAUUCCCUGUGCGAGCCUAGGCACUACUAAGCUCUUAGAUCGCCUCAACGCUACCCUUGGAACCUCAUACACCUUGGACACCCCAUCCCUGUCCUCUCUUCUCGAAUCCUGCAUCUCGAAUGACUACGACUUCGGUACUGCAUACGCCCGACUCCGUCCACAAUGGCUCCGCGACCUGAUGACUAUGCAGGAUGAACUACGCACCCAAGAAGCUCGGGAUCGAGAGAUGCGGGAAAAGGCCCUUGUUGGUAAACGGAUCCUCACCCCGUUCAUGCCACCUCGACGCCCAUGGGCAAUAUCGCAUGCUUGGAUGGACAUUACGGAUCGCAUCAACGUGCAGACACCCAUCAACGGAUACGAAUGGCCCGUACCCAUUCCGAAAGACACCAGCCUGGAACUCAUUCGGAUCGAGAUGCUGAAUUUAGGAGCAGAGUAUGUGUGGUUGGAUGUUCUCUGUUUGAGACAGCAAGGCGGGCCCAGGGAGGAUCUGCGUGCGGAUGAAUGGAAGCUCGACGUGCCAACUAUCGGACACGUGUAUCACCAAAACCAGAUGGUGGUGUACUACUAUAGUGGUCUGGGGAGGGCUUUCAGUUUGAAGGCAGGCGACUUGGAUAGUCGUCGUUGUUGGUUUAAUCGAGCGUGGACGUUGCAGGAGAUCAGCGAGAAUAGCAUUAUUGGCGGGGAUACGGAUGACGGUCCGCUGAAAGCCAUGCCGAUUGACGAGGAUGGGAAUUUUCAACUGGGGUCCUUGAAAGACAUUGCGCAAGAGGUCUAUAACGUGUUUAACACGCUGGCGCACAUGCGAAAUCGGGCAUCGGAGGGUGCUAUAGAUAAGAUUGCCGGGAUGGCCUUCCUUCUGCGGUCGAAGACGAUACCAGCCUAUUACGAGACGCAAACUGUGGAGGAUGCCUGGACCGAACUGGUGAAUGCGAUGAGGGAGCAGUAUCGGGGGGAUAUGCUCUUCUUGUAUCCUGCACCUGGGAACGGGAACAGAAUGUGGAGACCGUCGUGGGAUCAGAUCUUAAAUAUGGAGCUUCCGUCAACAGGCGGCAUCUAUCUGUACGAGGAGCUUUGGGACCUUGGGGGGGACACUUUGAAUUGGUAA
Molecule: messenger RNA, 1152 nt
Organism: Desarmillaria tabescens
Lineage: Eukaryota; Fungi; Basidiomycota; Agaricomycetes; Agaricales; Physalacriaceae
Exons: 4
Coding region: 1-1152 (383 amino acids)
Source: RefSeq, a predicted model, not a curated record